CUCAAAUCCAUCUUUCAUCUCCAAUAUGCUUCUUUCUGUUUCACCAGCAAGAUUUAACCCACUUCACCUUAACACCCACCUUCAAAGACAACCCAUUUCUCACACAACACCACUCAAUAAGCCUACAUUGUUCACCAGAAAUUCCAAGACUCGUCAUUUCAUUUCCAUUACAAAAUGCACGGCUAAAGGCAACAUUGUUUCUCUCCCAGUCGUUUCUCCUCAUUUUAAUGAUAAUGAUGAUGAUGAACUUGUCAUGCAACAGAAACCUCAGGAGACACAAGGAGUGAAGGAGAAGAGUUUCUGGGGUGCUGUUAGUUUGAUCAUUGGUACAGCUGUAGGGCCCGGCAUGUUGGGAUUGCCGGCUGCAACAAUAAGAUCAGGCUCACUUCCUUCAAGUAUGGCUAUUCUUCUGUCUUGGGUGUAUGUUAUUUCGUCAAUCAUUCUGGUUGCGGAGCUGACUUUUGCAGCCAUGGAAGAGGACGGGGUUGAAGAAGUGAGCUUUACUGGUCUUGCAACAAAAGCAUUGGGGAGUCACUUUGGUGCAUUUGUUGCUGUGGUUUAUGCCAGCUUGAGUUUUUCUUUGUUAGUGGCUUGUGUUUCAGGCAUUGGUUCAAUUGUGUCUCAGUUGUUUCCAUGGAUGAAUUUUGUAUUGGCUCAUGUUUUGUUUCCUCUGGGGGCUGGGAUUGUAAUUGGGUUCUUUCCUUUUAAGGUCAUUGAUGUUGCAAAUAGGUUUUUAUGCUUCCUUAUGUUUUUCUCCAUAACUGCACUUGUGGGAAUUGGUUUAUCUGUGGCUAGAAGUAAUGUAUUAGGUUCCUUUGCUUAUGCCUCCUGGAGUCUUUCAUCAAUUUUGCCUGCUAUACCUGUAACAGUACUCACAUUAGGGUUCCAUGUUAUCACUCCUUUUAUUUGUAAGAUUGCUGGGAACACUGUAUCUGAGGCUCGAAAAGCAGUAUUGAUUGGUGGGGUUGUCCCAUUGAUUAUGGUUCUGUCCUGGAAUUUGAUUGUUUUGGGGCUUGCUGGGACAAACAGAGCUGCCUCCUCCAAAGACCCCAUAUCCCUCUUGCUUUCAGUUAAUCCUUCUGCUUUAUCUGCAGUUCAAGGCUUUGCAUUUGCCGCUUUGGCUACUAGCUUCAUAGGAUAUGCUGUUAGCUUGCCAAAGCAGCUUGUUGAUACCCUGGAGUUGAUUUUUGGGAAAGGGAAUUCGGUAGAACAUAAUUUCCAUCAGUCUCAAAUGGUUUCUAAAGGAGAUGGAUUUGGAAGAGUUGGGUUUGUAACUUAUUCAGGUGAGAGUGAUCAAGGAAAUAUUGGGAGAAUUUCAUUUAAUGGCUCAAGGGGUAUUGGUGCCUCAGAAGAUAAAUCUAGACCAAGCGUAGCUGGGUUCAACAUAUUGGAAAGAUUUGUAAUGCCACUUGUUCUGAGUCUUCCAGUUCUCAUAGCAUCAUUCUUCCCCUCAACCUUUUCAAGAGCUCUAGAUUUUGCUGGGGUUUAUGCAAACUGCUUCUUGUUUGGCAUUCUUCCUCCAGCAAUGGCAUACAUACAGCAAUCGAGGAAGAAGCUCAGGUCAUCCAUCCUGCCAGGGGGAAAUGGUAUACUUUUGCUUCUUUUUGGCAUUGCUGUAAUUUUGGGGAUUUGGCAUUAGAUGUUAGAUCUAACAGAGUAGUAGUGUCCUCUGCAAAGGUCUAAGGUGACAUUGACAAUAACUUCUUUGUAUAGUUAAAAUUUAGUACCUUUUACGGGUAAAAGACUCAUAUAGCUGUACAACAGAUCUUUAACUCUAAUACAAAUCACGCAUUUGUGGCGGAGGGAUUG
Pistacia vera is the source of this 1809-nucleotide messenger RNA. RefSeq names its product tyrosine-specific transport protein. The transcript is spliced from 2 exons. The record is from RefSeq and is a predicted model, not a curated record. Bases 26 to 1639 code for a protein of 537 amino acids. Gene Ontology annotation, biological process: amino acid transmembrane transport. Lineage: Eukaryota; Viridiplantae; Streptophyta; Magnoliopsida; Sapindales; Anacardiaceae.